AAAAAAAAAAAAAAAAAGAUGUAGUAGCUUGACAACAUCGCUCUCCUAACAUUGGAGCAUAGCAGUCUUGUACACCUAGUAGGCAAUUUACUAUUCUGUUUUUCUUAUUUUUUUAUUUUCUCACUUUACUUGGUGUUUCAAUAUUUGUAUUCCAAUUUCUUUUUCAUAUUUGUUAUUACGCACAUUUAAAAUAAAUUAUUAUUACCAUGGGAUUAUAUGAAGAAAUCAAAGAAGAAAUUCACUCUUCACUUUUAAGUUUAACAAAUAAAAAAGAAAAAAUAACUUGGAAUGCUUUUAUUCAAGAUAUACAGCAGACAAUCCUUAGCAAAUACAAUAAUCAAAAUAUCGAUUCGUAUAAAAAAAGCUGGAAACAUUGUUUUAAGACUGCAGCUAAAUAUCUUGAAUUACAAAUAGAUCACCACCAGCGUAAAGAAGGAGAUAAAUGGAAGGAACUGAUAGUAAACAGCCUCAGUACAUACACACCUACCCAAAUUUCAAGCAUUAGAACUACGUUUUCUAAAAGUACCUCAACUCUUGAAUACCAGAAAAUGUUAACUAAUAGUGACAUUAUUCUACUUCAAAAUAACCAUAAUAAAAUUACCAAAAAAUGGUCUUUGAGCUCUGGAAGAAAUGUAGAAGACGUUUUGUUCAAUGCAUCAAAAUGUUUUAAAUUCGAACACCCUGGUCAUUCUUAUAUCCUUGAUUUGAAUGAUGAGGUUUGGAAGAAUUAUUUUUCAAGUGAAGAGAUGGCUGAACUUCACUCUCAUAAGGACAACGCUCUAAUCGAGCAGCUUCCUAUUGAAUUAAAUGAGAUGCUACAGAAGUUAAAUGGAAAGGCCACAUUUAGGGAGAUUUAUGACGUAUAUCAGAAUGUUGAAGCUGACCCUGUGGAGGAUAUAGACAAGUUCUGGAUUAAGCAAAGCAUCCUUAAUUAUGUACUAUUGUUUGUUGACAGUGACGAACAUGAUGAUUAUGGGAAAGAACAGGACUUGUUGCACGGUGUUUACGGCUUUAUCAAGCAGUCUAAAAGACUGAGCAAAACUAAAGUUAUAUCAAACACUGGAAGUCAAUCCUCUGCUGACUGCAAGAAUAGUUUGAGAUCAAUCGGCUCAAUUGACAAGAUCUGUAAACAAGCUCCAGGUGAUCGUCCCGACCUUUGUUUCACCUAUUUAUCAAAUGAAAUUGGGUGUCUUGAAAUUGGUUUGACCAACCGUGGCACCAAUGGUACAAAGGAGAUCAAUGAAAACAAUAUCAAGAUACCUAUAAUGCUGAAAAGCUUUCAUUACAGAAUUGCAACUCAAUACAAUAUUUCAGCUAAUAAAACAAAGGUUAUUGGUUUCAUUAUAAGUGGAAUGUAUAUAUCAGGAUUGGUAAUGACAUUUAAUAAUGGCUCAGUUUCGUUGAUAUCACGAUCGAGACGAAUGAAGAUGCCAGAAACUGUAGCUGAAAUUCCACUUCUUCUUCCACCUGUGUUGAAGCUCAUAUACAACGCAUCUCAAACUAUGAAGGGAACAAUCGACUUCAUCAAGGAAAUCUUUUUAAAUGUUUCCCUUGAUGAAUUAGAUGUACCAUAUUUCCCCCCUUGUUUUGCCGUUUGUAAUUUAAAUAAGAAAAGAAAAACUUCAAUAAGCAAUUAAUUUAUUUUUUAAAAAAUUAAACUUAUCUGAAUCAUUUUUAUAAACAGUCGUAUUAUAAUGUUUUUAAACAAUGGUAUUAAAUAA
Cokeromyces recurvatus is the source of this 1721-nucleotide messenger RNA. RefSeq lists its product as uncharacterized. The record is from RefSeq and is a predicted model, not a curated record. The transcript is spliced from 6 exons. NCBI's taxonomy places the organism in Eukaryota, Fungi, Mucoromycota, Mucoromycetes, Mucorales, Mucoraceae. The coding region runs from base 207 to 1637 and encodes 476 amino acids.